UUAUAAGUUUCUCAUUACUUCUCACUUGCAGGAAAGAGAGAAAAAAUGGCUUCGUUUUGUAGAUCAGCUGCGAGGUCAGGGAUGAGAUCCAUGGCUGCGUCACGGAACCAAAACCUAAAUUCAAAACCUUUCUCUUCUCCGUUCCCUCUUCCAACAACAAGCUCUCUUCCUCGCACUUCUAGAUUUGCAGUGGCCCUGGCAAGUGUGGAAUCAAUGAUGCCUCUUCACAGUGCAAUUGCUAAUUCUCGUCUCAAAUCAAGUAUUGCUGUUGACUCUAGUUGCUGGAGUUGGAUGUCCCAAGAUUUUGCAGUUCCUCGGUGACAAAGUUUGAAGGCUAUCACAACUCUGAACCCAGAGCAUUUGUUUGAUUUGUUUUUCUGUUAGCCACAACUUCUGUGCUUCUGUUUGGUGCAAGUGAUGCCUUGUGGUAUAUGGAUUUUGUAUCUUCUCUUGAAUGAGCUAAGAGUAUUGAGAGCUUAUAACUUGGAAAUUUUCAUUGUAUUGAUAAAAAUAAACAUGAAAGCCUGUUCCGUUAUGAUUAAUGGUACUACUAAGCUUGCACGAGAAAAGGCAAGAUGUUUCACAGGAAGCACAGCCAAUUCAGACUCUGAAUUAAAUCCAUAAUAUGGGUAUGUUAUGUUUCUU
Papaver somniferum (opium poppy) is the source of this 645-nucleotide messenger RNA. RefSeq lists its product as uncharacterized. Lineage: Eukaryota; Viridiplantae; Streptophyta; Magnoliopsida; Ranunculales; Papaveraceae. The transcript is spliced from 3 exons. The record is from RefSeq and is a predicted model, not a curated record. Bases 46 to 321 code for a protein of 91 amino acids.